This is a messenger RNA of Betta splendens (Siamese fighting fish), 6111 nucleotides long. RefSeq names its product CCR4-NOT transcription complex subunit 3-like. Gene Ontology annotation, biological process: regulation of stem cell population maintenance; regulation of DNA-templated transcription; nuclear-transcribed mRNA poly(A) tail shortening. The transcript has 19 exons. The record is from RefSeq and is a predicted model, not a curated record. Bases 545 to 3334 code for a protein of 929 amino acids. Gene Ontology annotation, cellular component: nucleus; P-body; CCR4-NOT core complex. NCBI's taxonomy places the organism in Eukaryota, Metazoa, Chordata, Actinopteri, Anabantiformes, Osphronemidae.
UUCUGUCUUCCCCCUCUUUCUCUCUGCCUCUUUUCCAAAUUGUGUCUCCAACAUCAAGUCGCGCAGCCGGUGGGAAGCUGCAGCUCUCCACGCUGACAGCGCAACAACUUGUGGUCUGCGCCUUCGCUUUUAGCACCUACAACGCAACUUGCUGUGCAGACGCGUAACUUGAGUCCGGAGUUUGUUUUGAAGUGGAUCUGCUCGGCUGUCGGCGUCCGCAUUGUUUAUAAACAUCCUGGCUUUAGCAGAUGUUGGCUCGGAUUAGCUGGUCCGCACGCGAGGCUAGUUUUAAAUAUGGCUGUAAUGUGUGAGAAACAGCCGAAGCGGUGCGCGCGUGGGAAUGACGUGAGGGAGGCUGGAUCCAGGUGCGCGCACCUGUGGGAGAGCGUCCCGCAGGUGAGUGCGUGUCAGACGGCGGUGGAGGAGGAUCAGGUCACCUGCUCAGCGGCUCUGGUCCUGCUUCCACCGUCACUGCCCAAAGUACAGACAAGUCCCCGAGGUAGAAGUGAAAGAAGGCAUGAAGACAUCAUCCUAGUCGUAAGUCAUGGCCGAUAAAAGGAAACUUCAAGGUGAAAUAGAUCGAUGUCUGAAAAAAGUAGCGGAGGGAGUGGAGCAGUUUGAAGACAUCUGGCAAAAGCUUCAUAAUGCAGCCAAUGCAAACCAGAAGGAGAAAUAUGAAGCAGACCUCAAGAAAGAGAUUAAGAAGCUUCAGCGUCUUCGAGACCAGAUCAAGACGUGGGUGGCAUCCAACGAGAUCAAAGACAAAAGGCAGCUAGUAGAAAACCGAAAACUCAUAGAAACGCAAAUGGAGCGGUUCAAGGUAGUGGAAAGAGAAACCAAGACGAAAGCGUACUCCAAGGAGGGUCUGGGCCUGGCCCAGAAGGUGGACCCGGCCCAGAAGGAGAAGGAUGAGGUUGGAGCGUGGCUAACGAACACGAUAGACACGCUGAACAUGCAGGUGGACCAGUUUGAAAGCGAAGUGGAGUCUCUGUCUGUCCAGACGAGGAAGAAGAAAGGAGACAAGGAGAAGCAGGACCGGAUCGAGGAGCUGAAGAAGUUCAUCGAGAAGCAUCGGUACCACAUCCGGAUGCUGGAGACGAUACUGAGGAUGCUGGACAAUGACUCCGUGCAAGUGGAAGCCAUCAGGAAGAUCAAGGAUGAUGUGGAGUAUUAUAUCGACUCGUCACAAGACCCAGACUUUGAAGAAAAUGAGUUUCUUUAUGAUGACCUGGAUCUGGAGGAAAUUCCGGUGUCGCUGGUCGCUACCUCUCCACCGGGACCCUUGCACAUGGAGGAUGAGAUCUUCCAGCACUCCAGCAGCACGCCCACCUCCACCACCUCGUCUUCACCCAUCCCCCCCUCGCCUGCAACUUGCACUACGGAGAACUCUGAGGAUGACAAGAAGAGAGGACGUUCCACAGACAGUGAAGUCAGUCAGUCACCUGUGAAGAAUGGAAACCCAUGCUCCUUGUUAUCCUCUUCCUCAUCUUCUUCAUCUUCCUCCGUCUCGGGACUGACCUCAUCCUCACUGGUCUCCAUGGCGACCAUCACUGGGGGAGGAAGCAGCGGCUCUGGGGGCAACAGUCACCACGGCUCCUCGGGGGGUCACCUCUCCAACACUUCCGCUGGCAGCUACAGCAACGCCACCCAGCAGCAGCCGCACGCGUCAGCACAGCAGCAACAGGCCAAAAACUCCUUUGGCUCCUCGCCCUCGGUUCCCAUCAUCAACCCUAGCACCUCCACCAACAGCCACCCCGCCUCCUCGGCCUCCUCUCCCCCCAGUGCCAGCACACAGGGCUUCUUCACGUCGAACUCACAGCCCCAGACUCCGUCAGGGUCCACGCCCACCUCCAACAGCCUGGGCCUCAGUCUGGGCCUCACUCUGGGGAAAGGGGGCCUGACCAGCUCCAUCAGCACCAGCCCCAUGUCGGGGGGUCUGGGCCUGUCAGGGAUGCCGGCAUCCCUGAGCACCAUGGCCAGCCUUCUGUCCAGUGCCACCCCAGCACCAUACGCUCAGGCAGCUGCUUCGGGCGCGGUGGGUUCUGGCCUGCCGGGCUCUCUGGGCGGCGUCAGCACCACCACAACCAACAGCACCGUGGGCUCCAUCGGCAGCGGGAGCAUAGCAGUCGGUGGGCCGACGUCAUCGACGGGGGGCCUGCUGGGAGCGGCGCCGUGUGUGGGCUCGGGGAUUCUGGGUUUGGGUUCUGGUCAGUCAGGGGUGCAGUCUUCCCUCAUGUCACCGGGCCCAAUAGGAGGUUUAGCUCCGGGUAGCGGAGUGGGAGUCAUCGGAAGCAACGGAGGCAGCUCAGGAUCAGCAGGAAGCUCGGUGGGAGGAGGAAGCUCGUCGCUCUCUGUCCGACCACCGAGCCAACAGAAGCAGAACGGUAGCACCAGUUACAGUGCUGUGGUAGCAGACAGCACGGCAGACUCCGCCCUCAUUAGUGCCAGCCAAUCACAAAGCAGCCAACCCUCACCUUUGACCUCUGCAGCCAAUCAGCCACCGGUGUUUGUUUCCGUCUCCCUCCUCAGUAAGGACACGGGCCCCAGUUUACUGAGCUCUAUGAGUUUGUCGUCCAGCUCUCCCUCUGCUGCCUCCUUCAGCGAGGCCAAAGCGGCCGGCGGCGCCGGCAGCCUGCUGAACGGGCCCAUGUCCUUCUCCCACUCCCCCGACAUCAAGCCCCAGGAGCCUCUGAGCACCCUGAAGUCCAUGGCCGAGCGAGCAGCACUCAGCUCAGGGAUGGAGGGAGACGUGCCCUCGCUGCACCUCACCCCAGACAUCUUCCCCAGCAGCACUACAGCCCCCUCGGGUCCGCCGCCAGCACCUCAGCCCUCGCUGUCAGAGGUCAGCAUCCCGCCAUCGCUGGGGGUCUGCCCGCUGGGGCCGGUUCCCCUCUCCAAAGACCAGGGGUACCAGCAGGCCAUGGAGGAGGCGGCGUGGACGCACAUGCCCCACCCGUCCGACUCCGAGAGGAUCAGGCAGUACCUGAUGAGGAACCCCUGCCCCACGCUGCCUUUCCACCACCAGGUGCCACCCCCCCACUCUGACACUGUAGAGUUUUACCAGAGACUUUCCACCGAAACCCUCUUCUUCAUCUUUUAUUACCUGGAGGGCACCAAGGCCCAGUAUCUGGCAGCCAAAGCCCUGAAGAAGCAGUCGUGGCGUUUCCACACCAAGUACAUGAUGUGGUUUCAGAGGCACGAAGAACCCAAGACCAUUACUGAUGAGUAUGAGCAGGGAACAUACAUUUACUUUGACUAUGAGAAAUGGGGCCAGCGGAAGAAGGAAGGUUUCACUUUCGAGUACCGAUACCUCGAGGACCGAGACCUUCAAUGACCUGCAGACAAAGGGACGGACGGACGGACGGACGGACGGACGGACGGACGGACGGACGGAGAGCGGGUCGUCCACCUGCUGACAUUCCUGGAUAUGUCCUCCGCUCUGUAGGGGACGCAGAGGCUCAGCUCCGGUGGGCUGGGGGGGGUUUGAAACCCCUCCCUCUGCCUGACUCUCCUCCCUCACCUCAUCUUCCUCAUCUGAGCAGUGAAUAACUCCUCUCCACAUCACCAGGCCUUUUGUUUCUAGCGUUUCCUCAACUGGAACUCUUUUAAACCAACAGCGAGUCUUUAUUUUGGCAGAUACAACACAAGAAUCACACCAGUUUCCAGACUAUCAUGUGUUUGACCCUCUGUUUUUCUUGUUUUUUUGGCUUUAAAACAUUUGCUUAUUUUAGCCCCUUAAGAACCAAAGAUAAUUGGUUAAUCCUCCAGUACCGGCUCUGUCCACCUUCGUAAACAGACUAAAGCCUAAAUCUGUGCUCGUACUUCUCACAUUAUGUCCAUCAGGUCCUUUAAAUCAAGUGAGAAAUGUAACUGACCUCAGAUCAGUCAGCUUUUUUCCACUGGGAACCCUAUAGCCCACAAUCUGUAUCCAGUCCUGUCUGUACAAAGUAUUUCACAUUCCCACAUGUUCUGGGCGCCUCAGUUCUUUAGGUUCCCUCCGUCAGUGAAGGUGAUCAGACGAACGUUUUUGUUAAACCUGCUUCAUAGAGUUGUUGAUCUAUGUGGAGGCUGCUGUUGAGCUGCUCUGCAUUAAACCUUACACCUCAUCAAGUCAACAACUCUUCUGAUCAUUUUAAGCAGAAAUGGAGAAUUGCUGCAACACUAAUCGGAUUCCAGACGCUCAGAACUAUUCUCGCUUAUUUUAUCCUUGUUCAGACACUUAGUUAAAAUGUUGGAUGUUCUGUUACCUCAUCAUAUGAAAAAGGUCCCGUGCAGCUCAGCAGCGCCACAAACCGCGUCCUCCAGAAUAAUCACGCGACUCAACCUGGUCGUCAUCUUCGUGAAGUGACUGCUGCGUUACGAGGCCCUAAUAAACUGGUAACUGAGCUGCAGCCAGCAGCCGAAGCGCUGUUACAGCGCUCGUCCAGACAGAGUCCAAACACUCAGACCUCCAACAGAGCCACGGAGGGGGUGCAAGUUACAGUCCAGCUGGUCCUGAUGAACCGGACCUCAGCCUUUCAGGUGCUGGGUCAAACGGACCAGAACCUGUUAGCUUCACGUCAGUAUUUAUGGAGACUUCCGUCUCUAACGGUGUCACGCAUCCAGUGGAGCUCCUCUGAGCGUCCGUAGAAGCAGCUUCUGGGCCGAGCCGCCCGUGCGACCGCCCUCCAGAGGUCCAGUAGCGGUGCUUGUGGAGCAGAGUGGCUGCCUGCGCUGCCCACCGCCAUCCUGCCGCCGUGGAGGAGUGUGACACCGAGGUGUCGCUAGUAACGCUGGUACCAGACAAAUGAACGCGUCAGUUCACCCAGAUCACAUCACGAACGCUUCCAAUGGGAGGAAUCCUCAGAUCUCACAGCUUUUAUUCAUCCUACAAAACGACCUGCCGCCUGGUCUUCAGUUCCACUCCAGACAUUUUUAUUUGUGGCCUAAUGUGAAAUCAGCUGCUGGUAGAAAAAACACUUGUAUUAAAAUAAUUUGACUGCAGCUGCCAGCGAAUCCUGAGACACGGGGAAGUUAAUGUCACAUUAAUCCAUUUAAUUUCACCAUUUUUACUUUGUUUUAGAAUGAGAUGAGAUGAUUCUAUUUGGAUCAGCAUUAAAUAGGUGCUGCAGGAAGCAGACGCUCCACGUGACGCUGCCACUGUGUUGUCAUUUGAGUGAACUGAACCUUUAAUGUGAACCAAGCAUCGGUGGAUGCAGACAGUUAUUAGUCGUCCUCCUCCUCCUCUCUGUGCUGAAGAGCACGCACUGAGCACCACCAGCACCGCUGCCCACGUCUCCUCCUCUGUCCUCCAGCUCUCGGCUCAUGUUUACACUCGGACCGGGCCCACGAUAAACACUCACCACCAACAAACCAUGGCUCUGGCUUUUUUUCCUCCUCUGUCAACGCGCCACAGCGGAUUCGUGUUGGCCGCUGCUUUUGUCUCCUCCUUGCGCCUGGUAGAUGUUUCCUUGUUUUCUCAGGAAGUCUUUGACGGCUCGUUGGAGCCAGGAAGUGCGUUCGCCAGCAGCUCACGUCGCCACAGCACAACUUCCCUGGAGCGAUUUGUACCAAAAGCUUUAGUUUUUCUCCCUCUUUACCUGCCAGUGGCCCUUUUCAUUUCACUAAAGGCUUUUUUAGAAACACAAAUAUUAUCCUCCAAUGUUUGGAGCAGCACCAGGAAGCGAGACCAUCUUUAUAUUUUGUAUUUGUUGGAUUGGUCGUGGUAGUUUGUAUCUUUUGGUUGAUUUUUAUUUCAGAAACGGGGGAAGCGUUUUACGAGCAGAACGAGGAGCCCUGUUCCUUUUGAACAGGGAGGUGUUUUUACAGCUCCACGCAUUCACUUGACUGACAGUCCUGCUUUUAACCUCUUUGGUUACUCUGUUGUCUUUUAUUUUGAAGGGACGAGAGGUCGACCCGAGAGCCCAAAUGUGAAUCUCUCUCUGCCCCGUGACAAAGUGUUGCAUAGACUCUUGAAGCUCUCCGUUGGUUUCUGUUUCUUCCUGUUUGUUGUUGUUGUCGUCAGACAGCAUGGAAUCAUGACACUUGCAAAGUGACGCUGAAAAGGUAAAUAAUGAAAUAACCAUGAAUAAAGGAUUGUAAGAUAUUAAUAAAAGAAUUACUUUUCAGAAA